Molossus molossus (Pallas's mastiff bat) is the source of this 3871-nucleotide messenger RNA. It is a transcript of the gene TTYH3, whose product is annotated as tweety family member 3. NCBI's taxonomy places the organism in Eukaryota, Metazoa, Chordata, Mammalia, Chiroptera, Molossidae. The record is from RefSeq and is a predicted model, not a curated record. The transcript has 14 exons. Gene Ontology annotation, molecular function: intracellularly calcium-gated chloride channel activity; volume-sensitive chloride channel activity. Gene Ontology annotation, cellular component: plasma membrane. Bases 8 to 1582 code for a protein of 524 amino acids.
GCCCGCCAUGGCCGGGGUCAGCUACGCGGCGCCCUGGUGGGUGAACCUCCUGCACCGGCUGCCGCACUUCGACCUGCGCUGGGAGACCACCAGCAGCCAGUUCCGGCCCGAGGACCCCGACUACCAGCAGGCGCUGCUGCUGCUGGGGGCCGGCGCGUUGGCCUGCCUGGCCCUGGACCUCCUGUUCCUGCUCGUCUACUCCUUCUGGCUGUGCUGCCGGCGGCGCAAGAGCGAGGAGCACCUGGACGCCGACUGCUGCUGCACCGCCUGGUGCGUCAUCAUCGCCACACUGGUGUGCAGCGCCGGCAUCGCCGUGGGGUUCUACGGCAACGGGGAGACCAGCGACGGUGUCCAUCGGGCCACCUACUCGCUCCGCCACGCCAACCGCACCGUGGCAGGGGUCCAGGACCGAGUGUGGGACACGGCAGCUGCCCUGAACCUCACGGCGGAGCCCAGCCUGCAGAGCCUGGAGCAGCAGCUGGCGGCACGGCCCGAGCCCCUGCGGGCAGUCCAGCGGCUGCAGGGCCUGCUGGACACGCUGCUGGGCCACACAGCUGCCAUCCCGUUUUGGAGGAACCCAGCCGUGUCCCUGGAGACGCUGGCCGAGCAGGUGGAUCUCUACGACUGGUACAGGUGGCUGGGCUACUUGGGCCUGCUGCUGCUCGAUGUUGCCAUCUGCCUGCUGGCGCUGGUGGGGCUCAUCCGCAGCUCCAAGGGCAUCCUGGUCGGGGUCUGCUUGCUGGGGGUCCUGGCUCUGGUCAUCAGCUGGGCCGCACUGGGCUUGGAGCUGGCUGCGUCUGUGGGCUCCAGUGACUUCUGUGUGGACCCCGACACCUACGUGUCCAGGAUGGUGGAGGAGCACCGGGUGCUGAGUGGGGACAUCCUGCAGUACUACCUGGCCUGCUCACCCCGCGCCUCCAACCCCUUCCAGCAGAAGCUGUCCGGCAGCCACAAGGCCCUGGUGGAGAUGCAGGACAUCGUGGCCGAGCUCCUGACGACCGUCCCCCGAGAGUACCCGGCCACCAAGGACCCUCUGCUCCGUGUGCAGGAGGUGCUCAACGGCACGGAGGUGAGCCUGCAGCACCUCACCGCCCUGGUGGACUGCCGCAGCCUGCACCUGGACUACGUUCAGGCCUUGACCGGCUUCUGCUAUGAUGGUGUCGAGGGCCUCAUCUACCUGGCCCUCUUCUCCUUCAUCACAGCGCUCAUGUUCAGCUCCGUCGUCUGCAGCGUCCCACACACCUGGCAGCAGAAACGGGGCCCCGAUGAGGACGGGGAGGAGGAGGCCGCCCCGGGGCCCCGGCAGGCACACGACAGCCUCUACCGCGUGCACAUGCCCAGUCUGUACAGCUGCGGCAGCAGCUAUGGCAGCGAGACCAGCAUCCCGGCCGCGGCCCACACCGUCAGCAACGCCCCCGUCACCGAGUACAUGAGCCAGAAUGCCAACUUCCAGAACCCCCGCUGUGAGAACACCCCCCUCAUCGGGCGCGAGUCCCCACCGCCCUCGUACACGUCCAGCAUGAGAGCCAAAUACCUCGCCACGAGCCAGCCUCGCCCCGACUCCAGCGGCAGCGGCCACUAGACCACCCGCCAGCCACUGCCCCACGUGCCAAUCACCCCGCUCCUCCCAGGCCUGCUGCUCCCACGAGGCCCCGCGGCCCCCGCAUGGUGCUGGGCCCUUGCUCUCCCCCCUUCCUGCAGGAGCCUAGAAUGCCAUCGGGCCCCCGCCGGCGCAGAUGUGGGGGCUCUGGGCUGCACCCUGUCCUGGGGCACUCGCCUGGGCACUGGGAAUGCUGCCACGGACACCAGGACCCUCUGGGCCACCAGGAUGGGUUUGCGGAGCCCUGCUCCGGGCCACACAGACAGCGCCAUGCCCCUGCCGCGCCCCCGGUGUCCCGGCUCGCAGUGCCCCCUUCCUCCGCAGCCCUGCACCGCUGGCCACUCACUGCCCGCGCCGGCCUCGCCCUCUGCUCUCCUCUCUCCUUCUCUCCUCCCUGCCCACAGGCCCCUGCGCCAGCCGCCAGAGCCCCCUGGGGCCGCCUCUGCCUAGCUCGCUCUCUCCCCAGCGCCUGCAGCACCUGCCCUCCACGCGGGACGGCGCUGUCACGCCAAGCCGAGGCCGCACACCAGUGCUGGCCACCUUCUCGGUGCCAAACCCCUCCCUCCAGACGUGGCAGCUGGUUCGGUCUGUUCUUUGCACUAACUGGUCUCUAGGGUGCGGGCUGCGGCUGCUGGUCGAGCACACGCCCUCCAGUCCCCUUCUGUCCAGGACAGGUGCAGUGUUCCGGAGCCUGGCCUUGGGGGCUGGACCCGAGCUGCCUGUGAAUGAGCCCUCGGCCCACCCCCCGGGACUAACCACUAACCUCACCCCAGCACCGCUCCAGCGGGCGGCAAGCGCAACCCGGGCAGACAGCCAGCUGGAGUCGGGCUGGCCCGGUUCUUCUCGGGGCCCCACAGGGCAGAGCGUGGACCAAGGGCGGCCCGAGGCCCUGCGAGCCCAACCCGGGCCGGUGCUGCCCUGGGCUGGGCCAUAGAUAGGACCGAUGUCCCCGCGGGCUCGGUCUCCCUACCUGUGAAGUGGGAGCAAGGCCUCCCUGAGGUGCUUUUGGGUUCGGUGUACAAUGUUUGCUGCUUCCUGCCGUGGAGGGGGGCCCGGCCAGCCCCCCUCGGAGACAGUGGGCGUGGCCUGUGUGCCAGGCCAGGGGCAGCAGAGGGUCCCCCGCCCCUGAGUGAGGCCCCAGCCAGGGCCCCGCAGGAGGAGCCGGGCAGCUGGCUGGCAGCUCGGAAACCAUGGGCUCUAACUCCCAGGGGGCGGCCUUCCCUGCCCCUUGGACCUUUUCUUUGAGCUGGUGUCUGGGACCAAAAGGGUAGGGGCCAGGUCACCUCUGCCCUGCCCCAGGGGCGGCCUUUGCCCUGGAGGGGAGGGGAGUGUUCUCCCCUGGGCCCCGGGCAGGGCCGAGCCUCCCUGCACUGCUCCGGUCCCCGCGGGUGGGCCUCCCCAGGGCCGGCCCUGUGGCAGGAGCUCUCUGGUCUGGCCAGGUGGUGCCCCGUGAAUGGGACAGUGGGCCUGGCCUGGGCCCCUGCCGCCGGGAGGCCCGCCUCCCUGGCUCCCCGAGUUCCCUGCACCCCUUGAAGCUGAGGAAAGGGAGCAGAAAAAGUCCGAAGGGUUCAGGCCCGAGCUUCAGUCCUUGGAGGGGAGGGCGGGUCCCACAUUGAUUUUCUUUUCUGUUUUAGGGGCCCCUUUCUAGCCACCCCCUGUCCCACUGACCUCUCCACAUCUGCUCCACCCCAGCUCCAGUGGCCUGGACCACAGGGGCAGGGAGGCCGCAACGCCCGACCGGGUGCAGCCCCCACGGGCUGGGUGAGCAGGAGGCGGGGUCCAGCUGGGCCUGGCUGGGGGCGGCCUGGUCGGAAGCCCCUGACCUUUUCCCGGCCACACCACCCAUCUCACUAUGCAAUUCCAGUUGGAGCUCCAUCCCCCACCCAGGACCCUGCCGGCCCGAGGGAGGGGUUGUGGGACCUUUGUUUAGCCAUGAUGGUCAUGCUCGUGUUUGUUACACAUACUCUAUCUCCAUAUAAUUGUUUUGAGACCCCGACUCUCCCGAUCCCCUUCUGGCCCUGUCCCCUUCCACCUGACUUAACAUCUGAGCUGACCUGGGACUGAGGCCUGAGCCAUGGGCAUUGACCUUCAACCUCCGACCUCCCCAGGGCCAUGGCUGGGCGUGCUGUUGCUGUGUUUCUGGGGGGGGGGGGGGUGUUUUGUUUUGUUUUUUUCAAACUGGGUUUGGGGUUUGAUUUUUAUAUCUUUGGGGCUUUAUUUUUCUUGGCAAAUACUAAAUCUCGUCAGUGUAAUUUCUGUGGUUUCUAUUCA